This is a messenger RNA of Coregonus sp. 'balchen', 5660 nucleotides long. NCBI's taxonomy places the organism in Eukaryota, Metazoa, Chordata, Actinopteri, Salmoniformes, Salmonidae. The record is from the annotation of a GenBank genome assembly.
UUACAGAAACGGGUUUGAUAUCUGCAAGCGAGGAGAGGAGCAUAAUUUGUUUUGUAUAUUAACACAUAUUUCUAAUUGUGUAUUCAUCAGUGAGGUUAACUUAAUUUGUAUUUGUAAAGUCUGUUUGCUGACCAAGCCGAAAUAGUAGAAAUCCUGCACGCGACUGCAGAACUUUUGCCAUGGAAUAUGAAUAGCUGGAAAGUCCGUUUCUUUAACUCACCUGCUUGUGUAGUCAUAUAGAUUUUUCACUCAAAUGACACUCGACUCACUUUGCAAAUCUGUGGUAAUUAAAUGAGAUCAAAGUGAGUAGCCUGGAGAAAUUAAACCACAACCAGGCAUGACCGUGGAGAAACCAGCCGCAGGUGUUCGCACCUUCGGCGGCCUGAACAUCCGGAGGCACCUGGCGAGUCUGGGGGCUCACCCUCCCGCCGUGGCUUACUCCAUGACCACCCUGGGAGCAGGCAUGAUGAACAGCAUAUUUAGCUUCUACUAUGUCAAGCUGUUCCUCAACAAGUACAAAAUAUCAGAGGGAGCUUUCCAUCAGUCACAAGUGAGUACUGUACUACAGUAACAGAUACUGUAAACUUUCUGGGCAUUAGGUAGCCUAGUGGUUAGAGCGUUGGGCCAGUAACUGGACCAAAUUAUUAUUUAUUAAACAGCAACUGUAGCCGUAGGGCCCUAUGACUAUUAUGCACUUGCAUAAUAGUAGGCCUACAUUGUACACUGCCCAAUAAUAGUAUGUCAAUUCAAAAUGGGAAUAACUGGCUUGAUAUGUCAAUGCUCAAUGAUAGUGAGGAAAGUACGCACAAUGGUAUUCUUGGCCAUGCAGCUUGCUCACACUUUUAUUAAGUGGAACGAACCACACAUGACAGCAUAUACAGUCCUUAGAUGUGUAAUUUGGGCAAUUGUUCAAUAUUAGCAACUUCGAGAUGCAAACAAGACAAUUAUUAUGUCAUCCCUCUUUGUCAUCUCUUCAUCCUGACAGGUGGUGUACAUGGUGUGGAACGCAGUGAACGACCCUCUGUUUGGCUACCUGCAGGAUAACUCCCGCGUACCAUGCUGCUCUCAACGUCGUCUCUCCAUCCUGUAUGGUGCUCCCUUCUACGCACUCGCCUUCCUGCUCGCCUGGUUCCCAUGGCGAGAGUACGCCCCCGGCGACUGGAUGAGCGGCGUCCACCUAAUGGUGGCAUUGUGUGCGUUCGACGGGAUGCUGACGUUUGUGUUGCUGGCGCAGUGCGCCCUCUUUGCAGAGAUAUCAGGCCACCACCAGAGCAGACUGAGACUCAUCAAGUACAACCAGGUAGGAAAGGGAGGUGUUUUGUGAAGUGUUUCUUUUACAAGUUUCAUUUUAGCUGCAGUAUUUAUUUUGUUGUCUGAAGUCAGUAAAGUGUUCUCACGUUUAUCUCCUCUUCCCCCUCCUCUCCCCAGGUGGCGUCCCUUAUAGGUUCUUCCAGUGUUCUAUUCUGCGGCCUCCUCUCCCAGAACAUGGAUGACUUCCCAUCCUUCCAGGGCUUCACUGUCCUGGUGGCUGUUCUGGCCUGUGGCUGCAUGAUCUACACAGGCCUACACAGUGAGAGCCGCUUCGACACCAAAGAGUCAGCACCGGGGUCAAACGACCAGGGUUCUGGCCAGUUAACUCUUUCCUUCUCCUUGGUGACCUCUAUGACCUUGCAGAUCCUGACCAAUAGGGACUUCCAGCUCUUCGUGCUCAUGAACUUCUUCCAGGUCAGAAAAAAGACUGGGAUACAGCCGCUCAAUGGGGCCACAGAAUGUGGGCACAUAUCACUUGGUUUGUUCUGUUAAUGGGAAUAUGUGUGUGUAUAUGAGUGUGUACCACAUCUGACCAUUACAUGUAUAUUUCCUAUCCAUUGCACUUUUCCCAGGUCUUCAUGGUGGCAUUCUGUAAUAACUUCACUAUGAUCUUCGCCGAGCAUCUGAUACCCCCCAACGUGCUGCCAUCACUGGCCAAGAGCUUCAUGUAUGGAGCCGGCUUUAUCUGUCCUCAGGUAACAUACCGCAGCUCAAAACACUUUAUACUGAGUGGAGGGAGUCACUAACCUUACUCAGCACCACCAGUGUAUUGCAUUGAGUGCCUUGCCAAGUGCUGACCACACAUUACACCACCUAUUUUCUAGCAUUGCCUUGUUGAUUUAUUCCCAUGGUGUUACUUACUGUACUGUACCUUACUGUCAUCUCUGUGGUGUGUCUCUCUCAGUUGGUGGUGCUGAGCAGUCAGAGCCUGCUCCACGGCCUGGGCUACUACAAGAUCAUCCUGCUCACCUUCUACGUAGAGGCUGGCAUGGCUGCCGUCAUGCUGGUGCUGGGGCCACAUCACUACUACAUCCUGGCAUUCUUCCUGACCGCUAACAUGUAAGAAGUUAUGUUAUCGAAUUGUCAUUGUAAUGUUAUUAUAUCAUCUAUUUAUAUGUUAUUGUAGCCACUGUCAUUAAUGACAGUGAAUGUCCACAUAUAUCAGUGUCAGUUAUGUAAUUCAGUAACAUGAUUUGCUCCAUGAGUUGGAUAUACACCAGUGCCAUUUUACAACGGUUUGCUUUAUCACACAAACCCUUUCAUUGUAAAAAUGUUUUAAACAAAAAUAUCUUUGUCGCCAUUAAGGGUCCUUGUCCAGGCAGCCUUCAGUCUGUUUAACCUGCCUCUGGCUGACAUUAUCGACUCAGACCUUCAGAGACACAAGCGCAGGUAAACCCAGGUCUGCUGUGUCACAGUUAUAAUAGUGCCACAUCAGCACACAGUGAACUCCACCCGCCCAGCCAUCCAUUAUAGAUAGACAGUAAUAGAACACUACUCCCUCAGGGGUGUUCUGUAGGCUAACACUGAGCUUCAUUGGCAGUGCUACAGUACCUAACAGUCUCCCUAACAUUACAAAAGUAACUGAGGCUGUAUGUACUUUGUAGGGCACAUUAAGUAUGUAUUGAUAUUAACCCACCAAAGUAAGUGUGGAAGAGGUAAGUUAUUUGGACUUCAAUUGUAAAAUGUUGCAAUGAAUGUGCAUCUCUGUAAGUCACGUACAGUACACAGACAGGAAUGUAAACACAGUGAUGGAUGUAAACACUAGCAAGGGUAUGACUAAAAGCGCCUUGAGCCCUUGAUGGAAAAUAUAAAUCCAAUCAUUCCAAUCCAUGAUUAUUAUUGUUAUAUCCUCCUUAUGACAUCAAUGUAAGUGGAUCAAGUAUUAAAGCCUUGUUGUGUCCUUUCCCUCUGUGUCCUCUACAGCUCCCCCCUCUCCUCCAUGGUGUUUGGGACCAAUGCUCUGUUCACUAAACCAGCCCAGUCUCUGGCUCCUAUGCUGGUGGUCUCCAUCCUAAACCAGUUUGGCUACGAGAACCUGAAGGAUGCUGGGAGGGAUGCAAAACCCAGGUAAGGGCUGCUGGGAGGGAUGCAAAACCCAGGUAAGGGCUGCUGGGAGGGAUGCAAAACCCAGGUAAGGGCUGCUGGGAGGGAUGCAAAACCCAGGUAAGGGCUGCUGGGAGGGAUGCAAAACCCAGGUAAGGGCUGCUGGGAGGGAUGCAAAACCCAGGAAGGGCUGCUGGGAGGGAUGCAAAACCCAGGGAAGGGCUGCUGGGAGGGAUGCAAAACCCAGGGAAGGGCUGCUGGGAGGGAUGCAAAACCCAGGGAAGGGCUGCUGGGAGGGAUGCAAAACCCAGGGAAGGGCUGCUGGGAGGGAUGCAAAACCCAGGGAAGGGCUGCUGGGAGGGAUGCAAACCCCAGGGAAGGGCUGCUGGGAGGGAUGUAAAACCCAGGGAAGGGCUGCUGGGAGGGAUGCAAACCCCAGGUAAGGGCUGCUGGGAGGGAUGCAAAACCCAGGUAAGGGCUGCUGGGAGGGAUGCAAAACCCAGGUAAGGGCUGCUGGGAGGGAUGCAAACCCCAAGUAAGGGCUGCAUCUCAAUAGUCUAAAAUGGCCUCUCCUUAUCUCCUUUUUGCUAAUUGUAUUAUUGUGGUGAGAACUAAACAGGUGAAAGUGAAUUCCCUGUAGACAUCCAUUUUGCUUGUAUCUGACCUGUGUCUUCAGAUAAGUGAGGAGAGGAAGGCACUUUAGACUAUCAAGAACGACCAUUUAAGAUCCUGUUCAGUGUUUUGCAUUAUUAGCAAUAAUCCAUGUUUGCGCUGCCAGCAUGCAAAUUAACUUUAGCCUGACCAAACCAGUCUUACUGUUACGGCCUUGUGUAUUUUGGGGCUGUGAGGAAUGAGAGUAGGAGUAGGAAUGAUCUAGGAUUGGUUCACUGCCAGCGAGUCACCUGCUGAAUUAAAGUAGCAUUUGAUUCAUUUCAGGUGCAGAUGUCACACAUUGUUAUCCGUAGUUGUAGUGUUUGACAACUUGCUGGGGUUAUAUCUUGAACUCUACUGUUACGCUUACUGAGAUAAGACUGCUUACAUCCCCUAGUGGUGAAAUAACCGCAUUGACAUGUUACAUUAAUUGUGUCAGUGAACCAAUGUAAAGCAACUGCAUUUAUUCUACGACAUGGUAGUUAAUUAUACGCUACUUUAAUGUGUCUCUGUCGUAGUAUUAUUAGAUGUAAUUUUUAUAAAUUGUCUUGAUACACAGACAUACUGGUUGAAUUCAUGACAACACAUUUCCAGUAGCUCCUCUAUGUCUUGUAACAUAUCCUGUACUGUCUGAAUAAUGUCCUACUCCUCCCCUGCAGUGACUUGGAGGCCCUCCACACCACCAUGUUCUACCUGGUGUGUGUGGUGCCCAUGUGUGUCGCCGCCCUGCAAGUCUUCGCCUGGAGGCCCUUCUCAAUACGCAACAGUCACACCGUGGACACCAAGUAUAUCGACGGACUGAGUCACUCAACUUAAUCUCUGUGUCUAUGCUGACUUUUAAGACUUGACAGGCUGCUGCAGCACUCCUAAAGGGAACAUGGUGGUGUAAUGGCAGGAGGGUACUGCAGAAGAAAACUCUCCAUCUGUAUGUGUUUAUUAUGUUUGUCUGUGAACUUGUCUGGUGGUGAUGAAGGGAACGGUACUGACCCUAACUCUGGUAUCAGGAGCACAGUACCUGAGCCUGCUAUUACGCUAUGCACUAUGUAAUAAUAUGAUGUUAGUUACUGUGAAAACUGUAUGACUUAACCAAGUUUAUUGAGGGAUAUAUUGUAGCAUCAGAUUACUUUCAAAUAGGUUAUUAGUUUGCAGACUUUGUUCUCCAAACAACUUGAAUGUAAAACAGAUAUUGUCUUUGACAUAGUGUAUACAUUGUGUAUACUACAUACUGGUAUCAUGGGACCUGAACCAUUGUGAUGUUGUGCCUUUGUCUAAAUAGUUAAUACCAAUCAAAUAUGCUAUUACUUUUCAUUCAAAUUAUUUGCAUUAAUUUGUUGGGGAAUGUUUUCUACAAGUCUUUUUUACACUGUUUCCAUUUGAAUUAAAAACAAUAAGCCUUCAUUCAAAUAACUUGCACAUGUUAUUUACAUUUACUUUUUAAACUGAAACAUGCGUUGACUUUUUAAACUGAAACAUGAACCAAAACAAUCUGAUAUUCAAAUAGGCGGACUUCAGAUUCAGUACAGGGACUUCUGUUUUUCUUUCUGAUUCAUUUAAAGUUAAUCAAAUUGAGAUUAUUUUUGUCUUGUUACUCUCUCCAUAUAGCAUGUUUUCCAUUUUAAGCUGCCUGAAGAGGAAAAGGCUAUACGGUCACUCCU